UACAAGGGCUGAGUAAUAAGUAUUACUUAUUAAAGUAAAUUGGAAAAAAAAUGGCUUCGACUGGCACUACAGUGUGCUAGUUCUAAAAGAAGACAGUCAUGGUUUUGUUUGACACGAUUCUCGCGCAACUUUCAUCCAAUCUUGCUACGAGGCCAGGGAAAGCGACAGCAUCAAGAAAUAUCUAAUAGUACCGUGCAAGCCCUUCAAUCCCUCUUCGUUCUCGCAAGUUGAGUGGACGUCUCGCUGACCGAGAGUCUACUACUUCUGAGCCCGGUUGAAUACAGAAACAUCGUGUAGCAGAUCUUUCUAUCUUUAGCACUCUACUUUCCUUAAAAAACAACUCGGCGCGUCGAGCUCCAGGCAUGUCUGUUCAAAAACUGCAUAAAUACUUCCGCACUCCCCUGCAAGUUAUACAAGUUGCGCAACGUGAACUUUGUGCAUGCAGCAACGUUUAUCUGAAUCGCGAGAGAGUGCUUGGGGAAAAUGUAACGAGGAAGAUCGGAAAAUGAAACCACUCCUUUCAUCUGGCUUCAGGGGCGUCGGAACCCCUUCGACAUGUCCCGCGUCUUCGGCAGUUUGGUUGUUGGUCCGACGAAUCGAAACUCACGUGGAUCCAUGGUAGGCUGGUGUGCUGGUCGGACAUGCGGCACAGACCCGGCAGCAACCUCCGCUUUUCUCCGGGUGGAAGAACUCGGCACGAACAGCUCCGACUUCUUGGUAGCCACUGCUGCGCGCCGGGGCUUCAACAGCUUCUUCGCCACUUUCCGGAAAUCGAAGAGCGUUUUCCCCUGGGCCACAAUUUUCUUGCGGAGCGGGUCGAUGGUGGUCUUCUUGAUGUGACGUUGCAUUCGUCCCGAGCGGCCAGGGUGCUCGACGCGCUCCAUUUUCGCCUGUCUCCAUCGUGUCAUGAGCUGAAUUAAGCCUGCCUUCUGAGCCUUCGUUCUACACUUUCGCUGCUUUUGCCAAUUUUUCAUUGGGGCUUUGGUGUUCAUGUUCACCUUGUACCUUCUGAGGAUCGCCUUUUUCCGGCUUUUGAACGCUCCUACGAUUGCUCCUCGAUUCCAUUUUCUUUUUUGCUUCAUCGAAAACUGGGUUACCCCGGGCACGCCGGUGUUGGACUUGCUAUUCGCGUGUUUCGAUUUCCCUGGCUGCGCUGCUCCCGACACGUUCAACGCAAGCCGUCGAAACAGCUUUGCGUCUUCUAAUGCUUGGCUGCGGGGCGGCGUUCCAGAACUUUAAGAGUGCAGCUGGAGCUAUUCAUGAGCUAUAACUUGACCACGCUUACUAGUUUUAGUAGAGGCGGCUGA
Amoebophrya sp. A120 is the source of this 1307-nucleotide messenger RNA. The record is from the annotation of a GenBank genome assembly. NCBI's taxonomy places the organism in Eukaryota, Dinophyceae, Syndiniales, Amoebophryaceae.